UUGUCCGCGCAUAAUUUCCUACGAAUAGUUGGCAGCGAGUUCUUAUGACAGGUUCAGUUCACAAUGAAACGAAAGCACGCGGCAUUAUACGUGUGCUUUGUGCUUUAAUAUACAGUCUGAUGAAAGCAAAGUGGUACGGCAGUACAGAGGCACAGCCCAGGCGCACGAUCUACAUGGCCAGCGAUGUCGACGCUUCUUCAAACGUGCAGACCCCGCCCCAGCGAAGCCAAUGGACCAGCCACCUUCCUCGCACCAACUUGGUCACCAACCCCAACCCAACGCCAGCAAUGGAGGAGCUCUUCUUCUCCUCCUAGCUAGCUCAGCUCCACGAUCGUGAUCUAUGGGCUCCGCCACGGGCGCCGAAGCGCCGGUGCGCCUGCACGGCGACCUGGAGGUGUGGAUCGCGGAGGCCAGGCGGCUGCCCAACAUGGACAUCACGUCGGAGCGGAUGCGGAGCUGCUUCACCGCCUGCGUCAGCGGGGAGGGCGGGUCCAGGAGCGGCGGCAGCACCACCCACAAGAAGAAGAAGAAGCGGCUCAUCACCAGCGCCAGCUACGCCUACGUGUCCCUCUGCCUGGCGGGCGCCACGGUGGCGCAGACCCGGGUGAUCCCCAACUCCGGCGGGCCCCGGUGGGACGAGCGCUUCCGCGUCGAGGUCGCGCACGCCGCCGCCACCCUCGACCUCCACGUCAAGGACAACCACGUCUUCGGCGCCCGCCUCAUCGGCGUCGCCUCCGUGCCCGCCCGCCGCCUCGCCGCCGGGUCCCUCGUCCACGGCUGGUUCCCCAUCAUCCACCACGGUCACCACCAUCACCAUCACCACCACAGCCCGGCCGCCGAGCUGCGCUUCUCCCUGCGCUACACCCCUGCCCAGCUGCAGCACGACAGCAGCCCGCUGUGCGCCGGCGUGCCCAACGCCUACUUCCCGCUCCGGCGGGGCGGCCGCGUCACGCUCUACCAGGACGCGCACGUCGCCGACGGGCAGCUGCCUGACAUCGAGCUCGACGGCGGCGCGACGUACACGCACGGCCGGUGCUGGGAGGACAUCUCCCGCGCCGUCGUCGACGCGCACCACCUCGUCUACGUCGUCGGCUGGUCCAUCCACCACCCCGUCCGGCUCGUCAGGGAGCCCGCCGCCGGCGCCGGCACUGGCACCGCCAUGAAGACGCUCGGGGAGCUCCUCAAGGGCAAGGUCCACGAGGGCGUCCGCGUGGUCAUGCUCAUCUGGGACGACAAGACCUCGCACGACAGGUUCCUCCUCAAAACGGACGGCGUGAUGCACACCCACGACGAGGAGAGCAGGAAGUUCUUCAGGCACUCGGGCGUCCACUGCGUGCUGGUUCCCCGCUACGGCAGCAACAAGCUCAGCAUCUUCAAGCAGCACGUUGUGGGGACUCUGUUUACGCACCAUCAGAAAUGCGUGAUCGUCGAUUCGCAGGCCGCGGGAAACAACCGCAACAUCACCGCAUUCCUCGGCGGUCUGGACCUGUGUGACGGCAGAUAUGAUACGCCUGAGCAUAGGCUUUUCAAUGACCUUGACACUGUUUUUCACAAGGAUUUUCAUAAUCCUACCUUCCCUGUUAAUUCUUAUGGACCCAGACAACCCUGGCAUGACUUGCACUGCAAAGUCGAGGGUCCUGCCGCCUAUGACAUAUUGACAAACUUCGAACAACGAUGGCGUAAAGCCACGAAAUGGAGGGUCAACCUUAAAAAGGUUGUUAUUUGGCAUUACGACACAUUGAUCAAGAUUAAACGGAUGCCCUGGAUCGUUUCACCUUCUACCGAUGAGGCGAAUGCGCGUGUUUGUCACGAACAGGACACAGAAAACUGGCAUGUACAGGUUUUCAGGUCAAUUGACUCAGGAUCUGUCAAGGGGUUUCCUAAACUUGUCCAAGAGGCACAGUCACAGAAUCUAGUUUGUGCCAAGAAUCUAAAAAUUGACAGGAGCAUACACAGUGCAUACGUGAAAGCCAUCAGGUCUGCACAACACUUCAUAUACAUCGAGAACCAGUACUUCAUUGGGUCUUCAUUCUGCUGGCAUUCACACAAAAAUACAGGUGCAGACAAUUUAAUACCCGUCGAGCUGGCCUUGAAGAUUGCGAGCAAGAUCAAAGCGAAGCAGCGAUUUGCGGUCUACAUUGUUAUCCCAAUGUGGCCUGAAGGCAUCCCAACCACAGCAGCAGUGCAGCCAAUCCUCUUUUGGCAGGGGCAAACCAUGUCUAUGAUGUACAAGAUCAUAGCGGACGCUCUCGAGAGCCAGGGUCUCGUCGACUCCCAUCCUCAAGACUAUCUGAACUUCUACUGCCUCGGGAGACGCGAGCUCGCCGCCACUCCAGAGGCGAGCUUAUGCAACGACAACUCUGCUCUGGGCAUGGCGCAGAAGCACCGGCGGUUCAUGAUCUACGUGCACUCCAAAGGAAUGGUGGUGGACGACGAGUACGUGGUGAUCGGGUCGGCCAACAUAAACCAGAGGUCCAUGGAAGGGUCCAGGGACACGGAGAUCGCCAUGGGCGCGUACCAGCCGCACCACACCUCGGCCGGAAACCGCGGCGGCCCUCCUCGCGGACAGGUGUACGGGUACAGGAUGUCGCUGUGGGCGGAGCACCUGGGCGGCAGGGCGGAGGAGUGGUUCCGGCGGCCCGAGUCGGAGGAGUGCGUACGGCGGGUGAACGCGGCGGCGGAGGAGAACUGGCGGGCGUACGUGUCGCCGGACGAGGCGACGAGGGGCCACCUGAUGCGGUACCCCGUGAAGGUGGACAGGGACGGCGGCAUCGGGCCACUGCCGGGCCACGAGUGCUUCCCGGACGUCGGCGGCAAGGUCCUCGGCGCGCAGUCAUCUCUGCCCGAUGCUCUCACCACGUAAUUAAGCUAACCAAUUGUUAGGAUCCAAAGAACACUAGAUCUUGUACAAUGCAAGGUGCUUUAGAAAAGGUGCUUGAAGAAAUAAAUCAGACUUUUCUUAAGCACCGGUGCUAAUCAGGCGUCUCUCGUGUAGAAAUAUGAACCGGUGCUUCAGAAAACCCAGUUUAUUUAUUUAAGCACCUCUCUGAGCAACUAGCACUGUACAAGGCCUAACGAGACAGUACUCAAAAGAAAAAAGAAAAAGAAAAACUGUAAUAACGUAGAUGGCUAGUUUUUUGGGUGAAAUUUUGUGGUUUGCUUAAUUUUGUUACUGCAUGAUGCGCGCCGCAUACUCGCGUUGCUAGGGGAUUGGUGCAAUAUGUUUUGAUGAGAUUUAAUUGUUAUGAAUAUUUGGAUAUAUAAUACGAGAACUGAAACAAAUAUUUAGAUGAGUAA
Molecule: messenger RNA, 3297 nt
Organism: Triticum aestivum (bread wheat)
Lineage: Eukaryota; Viridiplantae; Streptophyta; Magnoliopsida; Poales; Poaceae
Product: phospholipase D delta
Exons: 10
Coding region: 341-2863 (840 amino acids)
Biological process (GO): phospholipid catabolic process; phosphatidylcholine metabolic process
Cellular component (GO): plasma membrane
Molecular function (GO): D-type glycerophospholipase activity; calcium ion binding
Source: RefSeq, a predicted model, not a curated record